CCUCUACAUCUCAAGGUCGUUCACUCCUACAAGGUCACACCCACUCAAGAUCGAGAUUGCUCGAGGUCAUAUAUGCUCAAGGUAACACUUCAAGGUCACUCGGAAACUCAGGGUCACACUUCAAGGUCGCUCGGAAACUCAAGGUCGCAUUUCAAAGUCACUCGGAAACUCAAGGUCAAAUUUCAAGGUUUGCACCGAAGGUCAGCUCUCAAGGUCGUAUCUACUAAAAUCAUUACUGAAUAUGCUGCCAAUGAAGUAUAUCUAUUGGCUGUGCCCGAUGGGUUAUUUUUAUGUUGUUUUUUCUGA
Messenger RNA from Acanthoscelides obtectus, 306 nucleotides. NCBI's taxonomy places the organism in Eukaryota, Metazoa, Arthropoda, Insecta, Coleoptera, Chrysomelidae. The record is from the annotation of a GenBank genome assembly.